Messenger RNA from Eurytemora carolleeae, 658 nucleotides. Its product is annotated as ankyrin-1. The coding region runs from base 116 to 658 and encodes 180 amino acids. The record is from RefSeq and is a predicted model, not a curated record. Lineage: Eukaryota; Metazoa; Arthropoda; Copepoda; Calanoida; Temoridae. The transcript has 3 exons.
AAACCCUGAAUCAGCUGAUCAUGAAUUGAAUUGUCCAGUCUAGCUGCAGCUGCCGGUCAACUAGUAUAGCUGGAGAAGCUAGGGUCUGCAUGAUCAUCGCUAGUCCAGGAGUAGAAUGACUGCUGGGGAUACUAAAACGAUGAACAAAGAUGAGCAAAUCAGCUGCUCUCCCUGUUGUGCAAGGAAUAAUCCGCAAGGCCAAGAUGUCUCUCCUAUCCUACCAAUCAAACCAAUCUACAACGAGAAGUUGAUCAAACCGGUUCCAGGAAAGAUACCUGCCUCAAGGACCGGUUUCUUAUGCAGCUUUCUGGUUGAUGCCCGUGGUGGUGCUAUGACCGGACAUAGGCAUUGGGGGAUGCGUUUAGUAAUACCCCCCGGAGCUGUAAGUCAACCAACAAGAAUUAAUUGCAGAUAUCAAAACCUCCAAUCCUUGUCAUAUCCUCCUCCUUUCAUGGAAAGGGAAGCUCUUGCCUCCAGAAUUAUUGAAAUAUCUCCAGCUCUUCAGACCUUCAGGUCUCCAGUCCUACUGGAGAUACCACACUUUGCCUCCAAUGCUGGAGGGGAACGAGAGACAGUGAUUCUUCGCUCCGAUGAUGGAGAAAUAUGGAGUCAACACAUCUCAGAUAUUGUUGAGGACGGAGAAAUAUAUCAGGUAUGA